AUGACCUUUUGUGAGCAGUACCUUGAGGGCAAUGGCUGCGGACUCGUCGAUCAGAGAUUCCUGCCAAGGGUCACAGAGGGCGAGUUGAGCGUCAGCAUUGUGCACGACAAGCCGGUUGAAAUUGUCCACAAGAAGCCAGUCGACGGUGGGGUCUCCGCCACCGUGGGAGCCGGGGCCAGCUGCGUUUCCUAUCCGCCGGACGACGCUCAGUUUGCUCCUCUCAUGCAUGCCUUCGUCAGCGAGGACCUGCCCAGGAUCAUGCCCGCGCUGGGGAUGGACGGGGAACCCCUUCCACUCGUGUGGGAAGCGGAAUUCAUUCUGGGAGACAAGCAGGAUGAUGGAACCGAUGCUUACUUUCUUGGGGAGCUAAACUGUUCUUGCGUUGGGGUCACCAAUCAGAGGCAUGUGGCAGAUGCAAUGUCGCAGGCAGCCAUCGAUGCUGUAUCCAAGCAAUAG
Molecule: messenger RNA, 456 nt
Organism: Ostreobium quekettii
Lineage: Eukaryota; Viridiplantae; Chlorophyta; Ulvophyceae; Bryopsidales; Ostreobiaceae
Source: the annotation of a GenBank genome assembly